AUGGUUUUGCAACAGAAAGUUUCUGCUGCUGCUGCUGCUGCUGUUGCUGCUGCUGCUGCUGCUGCUGCUGUUGCUGCUGCUGCUGCUGCUGCUGCUGCUGCUGCUGCUGCUGCUGCUGCUGCUGCUGCUGCUGCUGCUGCUGCUGCUGCUGCUGCUGCUGCUGCUGCUGCUGCUGCUGCUGCUGCUGCUGCUGCUGCUGCUGCUGCUGCUGCUGCUGCUGCUGCUGCUGCUGAUAAGCUCUUGCCCAUACAGUCAGUAACUGACCUCGUGAAACGCGGACCGAAAUUCUCACAAGUCUUUUUGGAUGGAAGGAUUAUGUAA
Molecule: messenger RNA, 321 nt
Organism: Spirometra erinaceieuropaei
Lineage: Eukaryota; Metazoa; Platyhelminthes; Cestoda; Diphyllobothriidea; Diphyllobothriidae
Source: the annotation of a GenBank genome assembly